Molecule: messenger RNA, 480 nt
Organism: Anopheles marshallii
Lineage: Eukaryota; Metazoa; Arthropoda; Insecta; Diptera; Culicidae
Exons: 2
Coding region: 55-480 (141 amino acids)
Source: RefSeq, a predicted model, not a curated record
UUGGAAAUAUUGUUCGAACAGUUCGAUCAGUUUAGUGGAUUUGAAAUAGUAGAUAUGAAACUUCGCGUCCGAAAGUUUAAUCGAACAAUGACGACACUGAAUGGCACGAUAUUCAUACAGCAGCCAAUAUCAAACGAUCUUGUGUUUCACACAGAUAUGUUCCACAGCCGGCUGGGAAAUCAGCAGUUCAACCACUACCCGUUCAAGUUGCCAACGUGUGGGUUUUGUGAUUUUUUCGACAACCUGCACAACAUGUACGAGGAGCACAUACAUGACAUUGUGAACGUGCCGCAGUUAGACGAAUGUCCGGUGAAGGUGCGGCAGGCACACAUCCUCGAUAAGGUAUUCCCAUCCUCCGUCUUACCCCCAUUUUGUCCAACAGGUUUGUGGAAAAUUAUCAUAAGCGGGUGGUUGCAAGAGGAGGAAAAGCUAAGCUACCAGAUGGUCGUAAAAGUGUAUGAAUCAGAUUUUUUCGGAUAG